Messenger RNA from Fraxinus pennsylvanica, 648 nucleotides. Lineage: Eukaryota; Viridiplantae; Streptophyta; Magnoliopsida; Lamiales; Oleaceae. The record is from the annotation of a GenBank genome assembly.
AUGGGAAGUGGGUGUGAAAGGGAGAAGAUGGAUGUGGAAAAUGUGGAGGAACCAGGAUGCAGUUGUUCUUGGACUGUUUUUGGACUAGGAGCAUCGGCCAUUUGUUCCAUGUUGAAGAACUGGAGUGGCAUGGAUAGGGGAAAAGCUAAGGAUUACAUAAUAAGUUGCCAGUCAUAUGAUGGUGGUUUUGGGUUGAUACCUGGUUCAGAAUCUCAUGGUGGUGCCACCUACUGUGCUGUUGCAUCUCUCCGACUGAUGGGAUUCAUUGACGAAGAUAUACUGUCUGAAAAUGCAUCUUCUUGCACCAUAAUCAUGCCAUCACUUCUUUAUUGGAGCUUGCAGAGGCAGGCACAAUUUGGUGGCUUUCAAGGUAGAUCAAAUAAGCCGGCUGAUACAUGUUAUGCUUUUUGGGUUGGAGGAGUUCUAAGGAUCUUGGGGGCCGACAAAUUCAUUGAUGAGGGAGGUUUGCGUGGAUUUCUAUUAACAUGUCAAUCAGAGUAUGGUGGUUUCAGUAAAUUCCCGGAUUUGCUGCCAGAUCUUUACCAUUCUUAUAAUGGAUUUUGUGCAUUUAGUCUGUUGAAGGAACCUGAUAUCAACGCCUUAUGUGUUGAAUUGGGUAUAACAGCUAUUGCUGCAAUUGGGCUCUGA